Messenger RNA from Thrips palmi, 1975 nucleotides. RefSeq names its product mucin-5AC-like. Lineage: Eukaryota; Metazoa; Arthropoda; Insecta; Thysanoptera; Thripidae. The coding region runs from base 89 to 1759 and encodes 556 amino acids. The record is from RefSeq and is a predicted model, not a curated record. The transcript has 6 exons.
GCUACGGAGAAUCGGCAAAAAAAUUAACAGAAUUUUCCGUCCUUUUUGGCACAGUGUUGUAAGUCCAGGAAGAGUUCAGUGCGGAUGCAUGCUAGAGGUUCCGAGCCGAAUCGAACAAUCGUUUGAACUGCCCUCCUUCCAACUCGCCAGAGCUAGUAAAAUCGGCCAGUCUUUUUGGUGGAAACAAGCUUUACUCGCCCUUCUGGUCUCACUGACGGCGUUUUCGAGUCCCUUGCCCUCUGUCUCACGCAGCUUGAAGGAUGGAGUCCUGUGCGACUUGUUCUACACCUUAAGCUUGAAAGAUGGCAGGUGUGACGGCUUCGAAAAGAUUCCGGUCCCCUGUGACGGAUGGUGCCGUUCGUACAUUCAAUGUUCAAAUGGACUUCCAUCCCUGAGGGGCAUCCAGUGUCCGUGGUACAAGCCAGUUUUCCAUCCCACAAAGAAGAAAUGCGUCCUCUUUGUGAAAACGUGCCAUUGGUGGGAGGAUCCUGUUCCAACAACGACGAAGCGUUCAACCACGUCACGCAGGCCGACAACGCAGUUGUCCACAACCCCCAGCAGCCGGACCACGCAGCUGCCCACGGGUGCGAGCAGCCCCAACACGGACUCGCCCGCGCCUACAAGCAGCCCAGCGACGAAUCCACCUCCGCCUACGAGCAGUUCAGAGACCGCAACCCCUGCAACCAGCGGCGCAACGACGCCUGCGACCAUCCCGGAAACAGACCCUACGACACCUGAGACCAGCCCGAAAACAAACCCUUCGACACCUGCAACCAGCCCGGAAACAGAGUCUACGACGGCAGGGACCAGCCCUGAAACUGAUGCUACAACGCCUACCGCCACCCCGGAAACGGAUCCUACAACAACUGAAACCAGUUCGGAAACAGUCUCUACGACGACUGCAACCAGCCCUGAAACAGACCCUACAAUGCCAGGGACCAGUCCAGAAACUGACGGUACAACGCCUUCCACCCGUUUGGAAACAGACCCUACAACGCCUGAAACCAGCUCGGAAACAGAUUCUACGACGCCUUUAACCAGCCCUGGAACAAACCCUAAAACGCCAACGACCAGUCCAGAAACUGACGCUUCAACCACUCCGGAAACAGGCCCUACAACGCCUGAAACCAGCCCGAAAACUGGACCUACAAUGCCUGGAACCAGCCCUGAAACAAACCCUACAACGCCAGGGACCAGUCCCGAAACUGACUCUACAACGCCUGGUACCAGCCCGGAAAUAGACCCUUCAUCAUCGUCGACAAGCACGGGAACAGACUCCACGACGCCCACCACUAGCCUGGAAACAGACUCGACGAGCCCGGGAACAGGAUCCACCACAGGCAGCACGGAUACGGUUUCACCUUCGAUUGGAAGCACUCCAACGACAGGUCCGCCUACUUCUAGUCCGUCGCUCACCACUUCUAACGGCUUCGAGACUCAGCCUCCCACUACGUCGAGUCUCCCUCCAUUGACUGGACCCACGAUUGUUCCCACUACAACAACGCAUGCGCACAGUACUCCGAGCACAAGCGGAACUCCCACCACCCUGCUGACCACAUCACAGGGCUCGUCCACGCAGUCGUAUUCCACUUCAACUAGAAUCGGUACUACGCAGGCACGCACCACCGCCUCGGGCACAACGCCGCACGCUCCUGUUACGCAACAAAAUAGCGCAGCACGUCAAAUUGUGCUUGGGGACUUAUCUAUAACAAAUUUGAAAAUUAACGGAAGUCUUUUGAGCUUUGGCAAAAGGAAGUAGAUUGUCAACAGCUCCUUUCUUCCUUGCAUGGGAUUAUUUGAUAAAAAGACUUUGAUUUUAGCCUUUCCCGGUAGUCCUUUUUAUGAUUUUUGAAGUACUCUUUGAAGGCUGCUUUUACUCUGUGUUUCAAACGAGGACCAUGCCUCCUAAUUUCUGGUUUUCUAAUUUUUGUUUCUUUGGUCGGUAAUAUUCCUCAUUAAAGUCAUCUUCGCUAGA